UCGGUAAACGAUACCUUUCACGGUUAUAACCUACGAGUGGACUUGGCGACAAUUGCAGGUGGAAAUUUGUUGUGGGACAUGAUUCACAGAAUGCAGGAAAAGAUCAAAUGUUCUCAAUUGACGAACAUCAACAAAACGGAAUGUGCAUGGAUCCGAGACCUUAAAUACUACGCAUAUUCCACGCGAGGCUCAACACUUAACGGUUUUCUGGCUGCUUUGGAUGCAGCCGAAGUGUAUCGUCCGGACGAAGUGCGCUUUGGAUCGGCUAUCAUCGUGGAACUAUGGCGCAACGAAAAUGCUCAAUAUGAGAUCAUCGUACGCUUCCGGGAAAAAUCAUUUGGUACAGAGCUGCGCAACGUCACAAAACUUGUCGGAGUAUGUGGACGAAAGGUGGCAUGUUCAUGGAAUGACUUCGUUGCUGGUUCUGAAACUUACAAUCCUGGUGAUUUUCAAAAGUAUUGCGCUAAACGGAUCUCUCCAAUAAAUUCAACCACAACUCCCGUGUCAACAACAACCACAACUCCCGUGUCAACAACAACAACCACGAGUGGCACUUCAAGCAAAUCUUUUUCGCUCCUGUCACUUGGUAGCUACUUUUUAGCUAGUCUAAUAAUUAAUUUUUCUGUUACUGAGAUCGCUCGUCAAAAUAAUGACGAGAGUCGUUCCUAG
Messenger RNA from Anisakis simplex (herring worm), 669 nucleotides. The record is from the annotation of a GenBank genome assembly. NCBI's taxonomy places the organism in Eukaryota, Metazoa, Nematoda, Chromadorea, Rhabditida, Anisakidae.